Messenger RNA from Gasterosteus aculeatus aculeatus (three-spined stickleback), 1147 nucleotides. Its product is annotated as claudin-4. NCBI's taxonomy places the organism in Eukaryota, Metazoa, Chordata, Actinopteri, Perciformes, Gasterosteidae. The record is from RefSeq and is a predicted model, not a curated record. Gene Ontology annotation, molecular function: structural molecule activity. Gene Ontology annotation, cellular component: bicellular tight junction; membrane.
CUUCUACCAGUCCUCUCCCAUUCAGCAAUCCCACACAACUAACAAAGGACUUUCCUCGAUCACAGAAGGAGACAAACAACACCCGGGAUCACGUCAGCGCUUGAGAGGAAUUUGUUUUAAAAGCGUUUCAUUUGAAGGCACUCAAAGAAAAUCAUCCCUCCACGAUGGUGUCCGCUGGGUUACAGAUGCUGGGCGCAGUUCUAGGGGUCCUGGGCUGGAUCGGCGCCAUCAUUGUGUGUGCCCUCCCCAUGUGGAAGGUCAGUGCUUUUAUCGGCAGCAACAUUGUGACCUCGCAAAUCACGUGGGAAGGUAUUUGGAUGAACUGCGUGGUCCAGAGCACGGGCCAGAUGCAGUGCAAGGUCUACGACUCCAUGCUGGCCCUCAGCUCUGACCUCCAAGCCGCCCGGGCCCUGACAAUCAUCUCCAUCGUGGUGGGCAUCCUGGCUAUCCUGCUCAGCGUGGCAGGGGGGCAAUGCACCAAAUGUCUUGAGGAUAAAUCCUCCAAGACCAAGGUGGGCAUCACAGCUGGAGUUAUGUUCAUCAUAGCCGGAGUCCUCUGCCUCGUCCCUGUUUGCUGGGCGGCCCACACCAUCAUCCAGGACUUCUACAACCCGCUGCUGGUCGGCGCCCAGAAGAGAGAGUUGGGUGCCGCGCUGUACAUCGGGUGGGGAGCCGCCGCCUUGAUGCUGAUCGGCGGGGGGAUGCUUUGCUGCAACUGCCCCCCAAAGGAGGAAGACUCCUACACUGCAAAGUACAAAGCUGCCAGAUCUGAAGCCUCAGCGCCAGCGUCCGGGAAAGACUAUGUCUGAAACAGAUCUGAAAGUCUGUAAAAAGAUCCACGAAGCCAUGUAAACUGGGACAGAUGCACUGGUGCUACUGGGUUGUGUGUGUGUGUGUGUGUGUUGAUAUUUCAUGAUGUUACUUGAGCAAAAAGUAUUUGAUGGGAAUAAACAUGGAAAACAGAACCACACCCAAAGACUAAAUUCCAUUUGACAUGUUAACAGUUAUUUGUAUGUGUGUGGUUGUUGAUAAAGAUAUUAGUCAUAUGUUUUCUGAGUUGUAUGAUGGGUUGUUUUUAUAAACUCUGUGUAUGAGAUUUGUGAUGUACUAGUUAAACUGUAAAUAAAUAUUUUGUUUAGAAAUCAGA